This is a messenger RNA of Vitis vinifera (wine grape), 1073 nucleotides long. RefSeq lists its product as uncharacterized. The transcript is spliced from 8 exons. NCBI's taxonomy places the organism in Eukaryota, Viridiplantae, Streptophyta, Magnoliopsida, Vitales, Vitaceae. The record is from RefSeq and is a predicted model, not a curated record. Bases 192 to 812 code for a protein of 206 amino acids.
AUUUUCCUUUUUCUUUCCUCAAAAUUUUUCCAUCUAAUUUUUUUUCCCACGCAAUUUCCUUCAAAUUUUUCCUAACCAAGGUGUAAAUUAGUGGAUGGGGCCUCACAGUAGCCGAUCCCAUCCCAAUUCUAAGAAUUUGGAUUUGAUAGCAGAAAGAUUGAAUUGUGGAGGAUAAAGCAGAGAGGACAGUCAUGCUGAUGGCUUCGGCUCUCGUGCCACUUCAAAGCUUGUGCUUUGCCUCCUCUUCAAAGCAUUUUCCGUUGAAGAUAUCUGUAGUUUCACAAAUUUCAACAUCUUCUUAUUCUUCAGCAAAGAAUGCUCAUCCCUUGAAGCUCCAGCACCCACCAAGAGCAUCUUCCGAAGGAAUUCCUACGGAGUUAAUUGAAGAUUCAAAGUUUGUUCCUUUGAAUUCUGACGAUCCUAUAUAUGGUCCACCUGCCUUGUUGCUCUUGGGCUUUGAAGUGGAGGAGGAAGUGAAGAUACGGCAGCUUUUGAAAGAGUUGGAUGGUGAAUUCCUUCAGGUUAUUUAUUGCACUGAAGACAUGAUAACUCGUUCGCUUUGGGAAGCAAUGAACACAGAACAGUCAAAUUUGGAAGCACUGAAGAUUGCAAAAGCACUGCCACGAAUUUGCUUCUUAUCUGGUCUUAGCGGGGAGGAGAUGAUGAUGUUCAUUGAUGCCUUUCCAGAAACUGGAUUAGAAGCAGCUGUAUUUGCAGCUCUUGUUCCCAACAGUGCUGAUAAACCCCUCCAAGAGUUGAUAGAAGAGAUUAUGGGAGAUCAUGAAAUGCUGUCUGGGAAACAAAUGGAUUAGACACUGGGAGCUGCAGACUAGAAGAUUUUCUUUGACGAUUGAAGAAUCUAAUUUCAGCCCAUGCAAUGGUUUGUAGUUUUUAUUUGGGGUUGUGUCUCAAAGAUAAUCCUGAUUUCAUUUCAAACAAUCUUUCUUUACCUGUCUGUGUGGGGAAAUGGGUAGAGAAGUCUGAUUUUCAAUACAUUUCUUCAACAACUAAAAUUUAAUCAUAUAUAAAUAUGUGAUCAAAUAAUUCAAGGCUUUCUUUUUAUUGGGUAAAAA